GACUUAGUAGGUUAAUUAUUAACCCUUAGCACCUCAGGGCACCUCGGACUUCUCUGGCCUCCAGGAGGCAGAGGGACAGGUACUGGUUUGGGGCUAGCGAGGGGGCGGUGGUCCCCGCCCCAGCCAUGGGGGUCGCGCUGCUAACACAGGUGUCUCGGCGCUGCUUUCGCCACGCGAUUCCUCUUGCUGUCCUCUCGCUGCUGCUGCUUUAUCUCUGUGCUCGGAGCUUUCGUGAGUGGUCCCUUCCCUCAUCUGCCCUGGGAGGCAUCAGGUACCCAAGCGCUGGGGACCUAAGGCCCCCUCCUCGAGCCUUCACCGCUCGGCCUCGCCCCUCUCCAGGCGUCGUCUCAGGGUGCAGGUCCUGGGCACGGUCCUGCAAUCCCGAAGGACCGCCGCCUGUCCAGGUCCGGCGGCAAUCGGGCCCCCUGGAGGCCCCCAAGUGGAAAGAGCCUCCGUGUGAGGGCCCCCAGGGGGUGCUGGGCCGCGUGAUGGAGCCGUUUCGCGCCAGUCUGAACCCCGAAGGCGACGUGGCAUUGUCGCAGUACCUGGCCGGAUGGAGGGCGCUGGUCAGGUUCCUAACUCCCCUCGGUUCCAUCUUCGCCUUCGCCACGGACGAGGCCUCCGCCAAGGUGACAGCCCUAGAGGCUCGGGUGCACGGCCCGGAGGCGGCGCACUACUCGUCGCUGGCGGCCAUGGCGGCGUGGGAGCGGCGGGCGGGACUGCUGGAGCGGCCCGGGGUCGCCCCCCGAGACCCGGCCAGGUCCUCGGGCUCACGGACCCUGCUCUUGCUGCACCGAGCGCUGCGCUGGUCCCAGCUCUGCCUCCACCGGGUGGCGGCCGCGACGCCCGGAGGCCCGGACGCCGGCGUGCAGUGCGGCGACGCGUACCGCACGGCCCUGGCCCCGCACCACCCCUGGCUCGUGCGCCAGGCCGCCCGCCUCGCCUUCCUCGCCUUCCCGGGUCGCGGCCGCUGGCUCGGGCUGGCGUGCCCGGGGGCCGGGGAGGCGGAGGCGCGGGCCGCGCUGGCGCGGGCGGCGGCCACCCUGGAGGCCGUCUACAACCGCACCCAGGGCCUGCUGGCCGAGCGCGGGCUGCUCGGGCUGGCCUGACGCCCGCCGCGGUCGGGACCCGCCACGUGGGGAGGGCGCCCCGCGUUCGGCCCGCCGCCCACCCGGGCCCGGCCAGGGGCGGGGCCGCCGCGGCCACGCCCACGUAUGACGCCACGACUGGAAGGCCCGCCCCCCGGCGGGGUGGGUGGGUGCCGAGCCCCUCCGUCUCUCCGCGGUCGCGGGACGCGGCGGGGAGGAGCUGUAGGGAAUAAAAGCAUUCUUUGGUAGCCGUGGAUGUGGGGCGUCUUGUGUGGUGACGGCAGGCGCUUAAGGGAAAUCGAAAACAAUGGAUGUGGGAAGAUGUGUCAUCCCUGUUCCCGGCAGCCGGGAGACUCACGCUCCCCCGGGGCCCCGUCUCAACCGCUCCCAAGGCCGCAGUCGCCAACGGCGUGCCAAGCCUCCGGCCCAGACCUGUGCGCCGAGCUCCGGCCCCCGCGCAGCCAGCUCCUUCCUGGACGCGCCCGCAGACCCCGCAGAUGCAACACGUCCAACACGGAUCCGGGCGCCUCCUCCCGGACGGCGCCUCUCCUCGCGUUCCCCGUCGCUGGGAAUUAAACGGCACCCUCCCCUGUCACCACCGAGAGCCUAAAACCUGUGCGUCAGGCCUCACAGCGGAGCGGGCGCUCAGCUGAAUAACGUAGGGUUUAAAAGACUCCUCGGUCACUCCCGCAACAAUAGUGAGCGUGGCGGAUUUCAUACACUGGGAAGUCUCCAGUCGUGAGCCCGGCCCACUUUCCCCGCCGCACCCCAGAAUCGUCUGUACACACCGACAUCUCUACGAGAAAUAACAAAUCUAACGUGUCCAAAACGGAGCUUCUACUCCCCUUCCCUCCCCCAAAUAGUCCCUUCACCGUCUUUCCUUGCUCAGUGAAUGACCAUUCCAUUCUUCCAGGUCCUGAAACCAAAAACUUGCAGUCGCCCUGACUCUCCUGUUUCCCUUUCAUCAUACCCGCAUCUAAUCUGUCAGAUUCUGACCAUUCCACACUCACCCUUGUCAAGUCCAACUUUCUGUCUAGGACCCGGGUUACCUUAGAGCCUCCUAGUUGUCUCUCUGUCCCACAUUCGGCGUCCCUAUUGCGUGUUUCCUCUUUUUUUCCUUUUUUUAAUUUUUAAUGUUUAUUUUUGAGAGAGAGAGGGGGACAGAGGAUCCAAAGCAAGCUCUGGGCUGAUAGCAGGUUGCCCCAUGUGGGGCUCGAACUCACAAACCAUAAGAUCUGACCUGAGCCAAAGUUGGACGCUUAACGGACUGAGCCUUCCAGCCCCCCCCCCUUCAUUGUGUGUUUUCAAUAGAGCAACCAAAGUGAUCCCUUAAAUAUAGAUCCCAUUCUCAUGUCACUUCCCCACUCAAAACCUUCCAAUGGGUUCCUAUUCCACUCAGAUGAAAAAAUAAAUUUUAAUUUGAGCAGGAUAUUUUCUGAAUCCUAUUUUCAGGUGAGAAUGAUGAAGAGCUUUGUAAAGGCCCUACGUGAUCUGACUGUGUGCUAGCUAAAUUGACCUCUUCCAUUUUCACUGAGUAUUUCGGGCAUGAUCCUGCCCCGAGAUCUUUGUACUUAUUCUCUCUGUCCA
Molecule: messenger RNA, 2675 nt
Organism: Panthera uncia (snow leopard)
Lineage: Eukaryota; Metazoa; Chordata; Mammalia; Carnivora; Felidae
Gene: GLTPD2
Product: glycolipid transfer protein domain containing 2
Exons: 3
Coding region: 126-1109 (327 amino acids)
Biological process (GO): ceramide transport; intermembrane lipid transfer
Cellular component (GO): cytoplasm; cytosol; membrane
Molecular function (GO): ceramide 1-phosphate binding; ceramide 1-phosphate transfer activity
Source: RefSeq, a predicted model, not a curated record